AUGCUGACUUUCAUCCAACAGGCCUUCCUUUCCCCUGAGUUUGAUAUUUCACCUGUGUGCUUAGGUCACAUUUCAAUGUGGAUUUAUACUACGGAUUUAUCCUACAGGGAAAACCAGGCCGCCACCCGGAUUCAGAGCUGGUUCAGAGGCUGCAAGCUGCGGGCUUACCUCAGCCAUCUGCACAAGAAGGCAAUCAUUAUACAGAAGAUAUGGCGGGGCUUCACAGCAAGGGCACGUUUCAGACAAAUGGUGAAGGCGGCAUAUUUUAUCAUGAAGAAGAAUUUCUACGAGGAGAUGGCGGUCAGGAUCCAGCAGACAUGGAGAGGAUUCUUUGUGAGAAAGUAUGUUCAUAACUUCUAUGCACGCAAGAGCUAUCUGGAGGGACUUUCCAGGAAAAAUGAACUUGUCAGGAGGGAGCUGCAUGAACUUGAGGAGCUCCAGAAAAGAGAGAGAGACUGUGUGGAGAUGGUGAAAGUGCAGUCAGCCAGGGUCUUCCAAGCUCACCGGUUACAUCACCUCCUCAGUACGAAGCAGUGCCCAGGGGUCUUCAACUCUCCAUUUAGGCCAGCCCCCCAUGAGAUGGAACUACUGCUGAGGAAGGUCAAGUACCAGGCCCCCACCAAGCUGGCCCCCAGGGGCAGGGCUUGUCUCUUGGGCAUGCCUGGCACAACAGCCCCCAGUUUCCCCGGGACUCUUGGAUCCCCAUGGAUCAAAACUACUGGAACCUGCUGCUCGUCCAGGUCCAUACUGCCCCCCAUUGCCAGCAAGAAACAGCAGGGUCUGUUCAGAGAGCCUGGGGAAGUGUGGGAGCAGCGCGUGCAUUGUCCUGACCUGACGUUACGUCUGCAGACCUCUUACACACACCUGGAGGAGGCCCAGAGUCAGCUUCGCCAACACGAGUCCAUAAGGCCCCCCACUGGCACAUUAGGAAGAGGAGGUAUGCCCCACCACCUGAGCCACAGCAGCAAUUCCUUUACACAGCCAGCCUAUGCCAAUAACUUCAGAUAGUGGAUUCCACACUGACUCCCAAGUGGAGGUUUCUCUCCAUCACUCCUCCUGGUGUUGUCUCCUUCUCUCCAGCCUGUCAAGACAGUGUUCACCACCUACAACGCCUUUGACAAGUGUGUUCCUCUGUACUCAAAGGCAGGCAACACUAUGAGACAGACCCACUUUUGGCCUGAGGAAAUCAAGG
This is a messenger RNA of Centropristis striata (black sea bass), 1192 nucleotides long. It is a transcript of the gene spata17, whose product is annotated as spermatogenesis associated 17. Bases 1 to 1008 code for a protein of 335 amino acids. The record is from RefSeq and is a predicted model, not a curated record. Gene Ontology annotation, biological process: spindle organization; establishment of meiotic spindle localization; mitotic cell cycle. Lineage: Eukaryota; Metazoa; Chordata; Actinopteri; Perciformes; Serranidae. The transcript is spliced from 9 exons. Gene Ontology annotation, molecular function: protein binding. Gene Ontology annotation, cellular component: spindle pole.